AUGUACGAAGCUCUUUAUAUGGUCUGCUCGGCCCUGUUCAUUUCAGUCGUGAUUUGGUUGCUGAAUCCUUUUGAAAAACUGCACAACUUGCUCAGGUAUCUCUUAAAAGGCAAUACAGACCAUCCGGAAGGUGUUCGUUCCUUCGACGAGAUUCCCGGACCAUGGGGUUUACCAUAUUUUGGCGAUGAUGCAUUUAGCUUUGUGAAAACAGUCAAAUUCGAUGAGCAAAUGGCCGCUCUUCGAGACGCCUUUGCGAAAUACGGGCCAAUAUUCAAGAAGACAGUUAUGGGAAGAACGGUAGUGUUCUUUGAGGACCCAAGCGAUGUAGAAGCCGUCUUCAAGGGAGAUGGAAGAUUUCCCGUACGAUCUGAUGAUCUUUUCAAACCCCAGAGGGAAUACAUGAACAGCAGGAAACUACCGGAAGGUUUGGCGAGCUUGUAA
Orbicella faveolata is the source of this 441-nucleotide messenger RNA. RefSeq lists its product as uncharacterized. The record is from RefSeq and is a predicted model, not a curated record. NCBI's taxonomy places the organism in Eukaryota, Metazoa, Cnidaria, Anthozoa, Scleractinia, Merulinidae.